CGUUAGCGCCAUUUUGUCUCACUCAACAGACGCCGUGCCGGCUCAGAGCAAUAUUACCAUAUUAAAAUUUCCUUAUUUGUGGAAAUUCAUACCAAAAUGGGCAAGAAAAAGAGUGGCGACAGCAGUGACCAGUCCAGCGAGGAAGAAUAUGUAGUGGAGAAAGUUCUAGACAGACGCGUGGUUAAAGGCAAGGUCCAAUACCUGCUGAAGUGGAAAGGCUACAAAGAAGAGGAAAGCACAUGGGAACCGGAGGACAACCUUGACUGUGCGGAGCUCAUCAAAACCUUCGAGGAUGCGCGCAAGGAAAAAGAGAAAUCAAAGAAGCCCGAGGAGCGAGCCAAGAAACGCGUCCGCGAGUCGAGCGAGGACACGCGCAAGUCCCGCGGCGCGUCCGUGUCGUCCGCCGACGGCGCCGACGCCAAGCGCAGCAAGGACAAGGACGACAAGAAGUCCGGCUUCGAGAAGGGGCUCAAGGCUGAGAAGAUUAUCGGUGCGAGUGACGCGACGGGGCAGCUGAUGUUCCUCAUAAAGUGGGCCGACUCGGACGAGGCCGAGCUGGUGCCCGCCAAGAUCGCUAACGUCAAGUGUCCGCAGGAGGUGAUCACAUUCUAUGAGGAGCGGCUGACAUGGCACACGCCGGCCGAGUCCGAGUGAGAUGCGCCCUCCGCGCGCCACUUACAAGCGCAUCUACCCGACACACCGUCUACCGCCUGACUACCAUCCACACCUGACUCAGUUAACCUUAUUCUA
Molecule: messenger RNA, 750 nt
Organism: Cydia amplana
Lineage: Eukaryota; Metazoa; Arthropoda; Insecta; Lepidoptera; Tortricidae
Product: chromobox protein homolog 5-like
Exons: 5
Coding region: 97-654 (185 amino acids)
Biological process (GO): chromatin organization; negative regulation of transcription by RNA polymerase II
Cellular component (GO): pericentric heterochromatin; nucleus
Molecular function (GO): chromatin binding
Source: RefSeq, a predicted model, not a curated record